This is a messenger RNA of Gilbertella persicaria, 971 nucleotides long. RefSeq lists its product as uncharacterized. Lineage: Eukaryota; Fungi; Mucoromycota; Mucoromycetes; Mucorales; Choanephoraceae. Gene Ontology annotation, biological process: regulation of DNA-templated transcription. The transcript is spliced from 6 exons. The record is from RefSeq and is a predicted model, not a curated record. Gene Ontology annotation, cellular component: nucleus. Bases 24 to 740 code for a protein of 238 amino acids.
CUUUCCUUCUCUUUUUCCUUAAAAUGAGUUCUUCUGUAGCAGAUAUUUAUGAUGAUUAUCUUGAAAGCCUACAAAACUUGCCAUCUGAGAUAGAUCAAAACAUGCAUGAGCUGAGGCGUAUGGAUGAUGAUCUCUAUAAGUUUAAAGAAGGCUAUUCAAAAAACAGACGUGCAUACACUAAAAUAUGCCGUAAUUCUCCUGCCAAUACAAGUGCACUAGUUACCACUCGCCUCCAAAUUGAAAAGGACUACAAGACAGCUAUGCAAAAGCAAGACCAGAAAAUUGAAUUGGCGAUGCGCAUGUACGAUCUUGUGUCACGCCAUAUUGAACGUCUUGACUUUCAAGUAGCCAAGAGUGGCAUUCAUGAAUCAGAUUGGAUUCAUCAAAGAACACGAAAGGGUCCUCAUCUUUUGCCAGGCAAUCGAAAAAGGGCCAUGCCAGUGGAUGGGAUGCCUUCUACUCGUAAAAGAAUACAUCAUUCAAAUCGCCCUAAUCCCUCAAGCAUGAGUCAUCAUGAGUUUGAUAUUGACAGUAAUGAACCUACGUAUUGCUACUGUAAACAAGUUUCGUUUGGUGAUAUGAUUGCUUGCGACGGAGAGAAUUGUGAACGUGAAUGGUUUCAUUAUGCUUGUGUAGGUCUAGUUCAACCACCAGCAGGUAAAUGGUUCUGUGAAGAAUGUAAACUAGAGGAAGCAUACAACUCAUUUACAGAUGAAGAUGGUGAUGAUGACUCUUCCUAAAAUACCCUCUGUAUUCCAUCAUGUUAGAGUAGUCAAUAAAACCACAACUGUAGUAGCCUCGCUAGCAAUAAAACCAGAAUAUAUGAGAAACAAGUCAUAUUUCAGAAGUGAACUUUAUUGAAUAGAGAUCAUUGUGAAGCUUUGUAACUUUUUUGUCUCUUUUCAUUGGUAUAAUACCUCUUGAUCACUUUAGCACACCAAAACCACUCAAAAUCAAAGAGAUAGCGAGCA